UGCCGCCUGCGGAUGGACUGGUGGUUUGUGAAUGAUGGCCGUGACAACCCAGUCAGAUGGGCAUGGCGGUCAUCGUCAGGGGUUCUAUAGCGUCGGUUGGAACGACAUUGUGUGGCAAAGGGACUUGCAAUGUGUGUAGGAUUGAAGCGGCCAGAGAGAUGGCAGUGUCAAUGUGAGCAAGAGACACCCAGGUUGCGACGAAGGGACUGGAGAAAUGGACAUAUUGAUUGAUCGCGCCAUUGUGGAUGGGCAUACCUCUCCUCGUCGAUAGUGGAUGCACGACCAUUACUGUGAGGGAGUUUUUGUUCCAUUGGCACGCCGAUGUCACAAAGUGGCUCUCUCGUCUUUGUGCGGGAGUCACCGGGAAUAAACAUAGUAGAGGAUUGAAUCCGGUCGUAUGUUCAUAAGCGGAAGGGCAACUAUUAUUUGAGAACAAAGACUUCAAGGGGGGGUAAGGAAGAGAGAGAGUGCUGGGGUAGGGUAGGGCAGGUGGGGGUGGACAAUAGGAAGAGGGCUUUUGGGGGGGGAGGGGGGGGGCCGGGGGUCGGUCUUGGGCAGGGCCGAAGGAAAGGGUCUACCAGUGGCAAUGGCUUCUGGUAGUUCUUCUGGGUCAAGAACGAGCAGUCGAAGAUGGAACAUAGAGUUUGGGGAAGCAAAUCCAUCUACUUCGAGGAGUAUUCAUGAUCCUUUGGGGUUUGAUCGACGGGCAGCAGAACAAGAUGAGGUGACAGUGAGCAGGCAGAAGAAAGAAAUGGACGCUAAUUGGAAAGAGCGGAAGGCGCGAGAAGCAGCACAAGCCCCUAUGCGCAAUAUCUUUAUGAUGGGGUUGAUGAUGUGGAUGGCGGGAAACUCUGUGUCACUAUUUAGUGUGCCCAUCACCUUCUCGGCGAUCUGGUCACCAAUCAGUGCGCUACGCAACAUGAAUCUAGUGUUCGAUCAAUUCAAGGAUGACAAAAUAGAUUUGGUGCUACCCAAGUUGAUUUUCAUAAGCCUCAAUCUUGUAGGCUGUGCGAUGGGUCUCUAUAAACUCAACUCCUUAGGGUUGUUGCCAACGACACCGUCUGAUUGGGUUUCGUCCCUGCCCAUUCCUCAAGCGGCGGAGUUUUCUGCUGGAGGAAUUACCUACAGCUAACUGGUUUGCCUCUGCGUGAGUGCG
Chara braunii is the source of this 1156-nucleotide messenger RNA. The record is from the annotation of a GenBank genome assembly. Lineage: Eukaryota; Viridiplantae; Streptophyta; Charophyceae; Charales; Characeae.